UGAAUUCUCUCUUCUGAAGCACAGCAUGGCGCGGCCCUGUAAGGUUGUGAUCGCUGGAGGGGGGAUCGCCGGCCUCGCCCUGGCCCUGAUGCUCGAGAAGCACGGCGUCGACUACCUCCUCCUAGAAGCCCAUCCGGAGUUGGUGGCUACGGUGGGCGCCGGCAUAGCUAUGGUUCCCAACGGCCUGCGGAUCCUGGACCAACUGGGCUGCUACGAGGAUCUGCUGUGCCGUGCGCAGAACCCGGUGGAUCAAAUUCACCUGCGAAGGCCAGACGGCGAGCCUCUAUGGGCAAUGGAGGAAGGAUUAGAGAGGGAGUCUACGGAAAGGCAUGGGUAUCCCAUGGUCUGGGUCGACCGGAAAACGUUGCUCGAAGUCCUGUUUGAUCACAUCGCGGACAAGUCCAAGUUGCUGUCGAGAAGGCGCGUGGCAACCAUCAUACAUACAGAUGACAGAGUGAACGUCGUGACAACUGAUGGAUCCAUGUAUUCUGGUGACAUUAUCGUUGGGACGGAUGGAACUCAUUCGACUGUCAGGCAGGAAAUAGUCCGACGAGCACGCGAGCUCGGACUGGGUGAAGAUUAUGCGGAAGAGGAUCGUAAGUUUGGUGCUGCAGAGGUUGCUGCGAAUUAUUCGUGUAUCUUUGGCAUGUCCACGGCAGUCCCGGGCAUCCCGAGCCGCUGCAUCGAUUUUGUGUUCAACGAGAACUUUUCAUACGUCAUGGGCAGCGGACCAGAGAACCGAGUUUAUUGGUUCAUCAUGAUGAAGAUGGCUCAGGCUGUCCACGGAAGUGAGAUCCCUCGGUUUACCGAGGAAGACAAGGAGAGGGCGAUUCGCGAACACUGGAAUGAUCCGAUCACGCCGGAUGUUCGACUUUCGGACCUGUACCGCGCCCGGCUGAGGGUGAUAUAUACUCCCAUUCCCGAGUUUGUGUACAAGAAAUGGCAUGUGGGGAGAAUGAUCACCAUAGGAGACGCUUGUCACAAGGUACUCCCAAUCACCGCCCAAGGUGGUAACCAGGCACUGGAGAGUGCUGCCGCGGUGACGAACGGUCUGAUGAUGGCUUUGUCGCAGCCCCCAUCUUGUGGUCCGCUCUCAUUGACGGAAGUUCAGUCGAUGUUUGAACAGGUGCAGAAAAUGCGCAGUCCUCGAGCGGGUCAAAUUAUCCGGACAACUCACAUACGACAACAAGUCGAUGCGAUGGAGACGGCAGAGCUGAAGCACUUUGCGUUGAACGAAUACGCAAGGGGGCUCCCAGGGGCGCUUUUCGGAAGAUGGACGGAAACGUAUGGCCCAGCGGUGUCAUUGAAGGGGCUCCCGAUUCCCGCCCGACCCAGACGGGUCCUGUUCAAGGAUGAGUUUCAGAAGGAAAGGCUGGCCAGAUUGUAAAAUUAAGUCC
Molecule: messenger RNA, 1397 nt
Organism: Aspergillus heteromorphus CBS 117.55
Lineage: Eukaryota; Fungi; Ascomycota; Eurotiomycetes; Eurotiales; Aspergillaceae
Product: FAD-dependent oxidoreductase
Exons: 4
Coding region: 26-1387 (453 amino acids)
Molecular function (GO): FAD binding
Source: RefSeq, a predicted model, not a curated record